Molecule: messenger RNA, 1392 nt
Organism: Cyphellophora europaea CBS 101466
Lineage: Eukaryota; Fungi; Ascomycota; Eurotiomycetes; Chaetothyriales; Cyphellophoraceae
Exons: 1
Coding region: 1-1392 (463 amino acids)
Source: RefSeq, a predicted model, not a curated record
AUGGCUGAAUUAGACCGGGAUUUGUUCUCGGGCAUCUUCUCACCUCAGCCGUGUGAGUUGCAAGGCACGCCACCGUAUGGGCGAGUGCGACACGUGCGGUCCUCGCAAACGCCAGGUGUCCCGAGCACACUGGACACCUCCACACCCGUUGAGUCACCCACUGCCGCUCUCGGCCGUCCACGAACGCAUCAGAGGGAUAUCGUAAAUCGACCGAAACUCGGUUUUCUGCCUCUAGAGAAAUGGAAUAGAGAUGUACGCUAUGAUGAAGAUCCGCCCAUUUACCUGCAAUAUUCCAUUCAAUGGUCGGCAACGUCGUCGGCAUCAUCGUCGAAUGGGAAAGAAUUCGUAAGGGAUACAGAGCCUGAUGUAGUGCUGAGCCCAGAAGACUACUGGAAGCAGCGCUUGCAAUCUCGAGUGAACGAACUCGUGAGGAAAGAGCUCGGGUCCAACACCGCUUAUCAGGUCGGUCACACCGUUUUGACCGUUUCGGUGGGACGUGCUGCGCGGAAGCUCGUCAAACGGUUUGAAGAGAAUAUUGAAUGGCAAGUGAUUGACAAUCAGCUGACACAGUGGGCCGAUUUAUUCCAGUCGGGCAAGAAACUCCGAGUGGACAUCACCUUUCACUAUAUUCUGCCAAACCAGCAACCCGUCAGCGCUCUCUCUCAGCCAGGUAGGAAGAAGAGCACGUUGUCCGCCACACAGCGGAUGCGACAGCGACGUCUUAAUCAACUUCAUGCCCAACAAGAGAGUACCGGUGAGGCUGACACUUACGCGGAUGUGUACCGUGUCAUGCGUUGUCCCAAUUCAUGCGCUAAAGGACCUCACUGUUUUGUUGAUCCGGUCAGCAAGCGGCACUAUAAGAUGUUCACGUACCACUUAGAAGAUCUCGUAGAACGCAAGCUGAACGGCAUGACGCUCAACAGCCAGGAUGAUGUGCCUGAUGAUUUUCGUCGACAACUUUUCGCCGAGGAACGUCAGAGAGGCGAGCCCGGUCAAGCCAAGUCAGCCAAGUCAGCCGUCGGCAUGACUCCCAUCACGAUUAACAACCACUUUCCAGACUGUCCUCCGUGCUCUGCUCCUAAGUCGUCGACAGACGGUGGUCAUGAGCAAACCUCAACACAAGCAACGGGACCACUCGACAUUCCAAGCCCGCUCGAUUUGAGGGUCCGAGAGUACAGUACGUGGCAAAAGUCACGGGUGGAGGACCCGAAGUACAAAGCAGACGUCGACAAGGCCUGCACCGCAACCCUGGAAGACUACCGCGAUCUGCAGCAGAUUUAUAGCGAGCAAGACGUUACAUUCCUAGUCGAGAAAGGCGUCCGUGUCGGUACUGCCAAGCGCUUUAUCAAUGACAUCCCCGUGUGGGCCAAGCGUCGCCGAUGCAACGACUAG